AUGCCCGUUGUUGGUGCGCUGUCCCUCGGUAGACGGGCCCAAUAUGCUACUCGAUCCCUCUCCCGCAAGUCACUCGGCAACAACGCCCGUCGCUCCUUCUCCAAGCACGGCCAUGUGAAGAGCGACCACCUUCCUGCUGACGAGCAGCGCCACUUGCUGCGUCGAGUCGCCGUCGACUUCUCUCCCCUUCGAUCCGCUGCUCUUCAUCUAUACCAGCAACGCGGAGACCCUCGCGAAUCAAAGACAUGGCACCUCUCGUCGAGUCCCAACCACAAGGCCCUGAAGAAGAUUGUCGACCGUCGCUUGGAACUCAUGGCCGCCUCUGACACACCUCACGAGCCCGCCAUACCUGAUGACACGACCAACUCCUUGACGGCCCAAGAACAUGCUGUGCUCCGUUCCUUGGGUUCUUCACAGCAUCACGUCGACUAUUAUGCCAACAUCCUCUCCACCAGAGACUCGCUCUUCGCUGCCCGCCUGCUCACGGCAUCCCAAGCUCCUCCAUCCUUCGUCUACUGCGACUUUCUCGCUCGACAGCACAUUCGUCCCGAAGCUCUUCGUCUUCUUUUGCACCACCUGCCAAACUGGGACACCGAUACACCCUUCCUGUCCAACCGUCUUAUGUUUCCCAUCUUUGAGAGACUCUCGUACCAUUGCCGUCGCGUUUGGCCUGUCGCUCUGACCGUCGUGGCCACUUGGCUGACACGCCAACUGCGUCUGUCUGAUGACCGUCUUCUUCGCUUUCAAGAGCCCGCCAUGCAUGAGAACAAUUGUGCUUUCGUCUCGCAUUUGACCUCCCGAUUCAAUCAUGCCCUCCGUAUACUCUCUCAGCCCUCGCACAUCUCUCCUUUCAAGAACGUCGUCUUUCAAGAGGCUGCCCAAGCCAUCAUUCUCAAACACAUGGCUGAUCACACCCCUGCUCUUGCUAUCGAUCGAGUAGGCUAUCGCGCCGUCGCACGCGUCCAGCUGGCCACUAAGAAAAGCCCCUCUGACCGAGAAUGGGCCAGGCUCAAAUCUCCCUCCUGGCCUCCGUGGAAAGAAGAUCGUACGGGUAUGGAUGCCCGUAUCGGUCUCGACUAUGGUAUUAGUCGUGCUCACCAAAUCUUGAUCAGAAUGCAGGAGGCCGGCUAUCCGCUCAAGCUGCGAGACCAGGUUACUAUGAUAUACGCAGGCUGGGAUACAGACCGCAGCCCGACUAUUCAGAAACGAAUAUUCCUCCAAGACCUGCCUAAAAGCAGCUUUGCCCAAAGCAUCUGGACCGCUCGAAUCAAGACAACUCGUACAGCUCAGCAAGCUUGGGCUUGUUUCUUGGCUUACCAGGACGAGAAUCUCCCUGCAGACCAUCGCAUCUAUCACGCCAUGUUCGAAGUAUUGAUACAGGAGCGCAAAAGAGUUAGACUGGGCGCCGAGAAUAUUGGCCAUGAAGUUGAUGAUGAUGAUGAUCCGGAUCCUCUUUAUCCAGGCGACACCAUGGAGAUUGGUUCGCCCCCAUCAUCCACCCAUCAGUUGACAUAUAUUCGUGCCGAGAUGCCUUCAGUCCAACAGCUCUACGACCAUAUGCGCGAAGACGGAAAACAUCCUUCCGACGAUACGCUUGCUAUGCUUUUGGACAGCGCAGAAACUCUUGCAGAGGGCUUAGUCUAUCUCGAGACCGGCGCUGAGAGAUAUCGCUCUGCUAUCAACGCUCUCCUUCAUGGAUCCAAGCAUGACCAGUCCUUGCACGUCUUACCAAAUCAUCUCUUUACGGCCUACAUACGCCUUUUAUGUCGUUUCCCUCACACUCCACUCGAUAGAGAGUUGACACUGCUAUGGCGAUACGGCACUGUGGUCAGGUCCAACUUCGACCUUCGACAGCCCUUAGCCCGAGCUCUCUAUUUGCUUGUCGAGCAGAAACGAACACAUCUUCCAGCCUGGAAUUGUUUAUUUGCUGCAUUGGCUCGUAGAGCUGCGCCGACUCUGGCUUCGAGCUGGAGAUCGCUACAUCUUCGAGGCGAACAGUCUUUGAUGACAGAAAACGAGCUGUACGACAAGAUUUUUGCUUUCAAUCUUGCCCGUCAGGUCAAUGUGACCAUGUGGGAGAACGAUCUCACGUUAGACGAGGAUGCCUUUCUGUGCGUCUGCCGCAUCGCUGAGCAUGCAGCAAGCGCCGUCCACACUGUUUUCCAAAAAUAUGGAUAUAAUCCAGAAUUUGCUUCUGAAGCCACAGGCCGCCUCAUCACGCAUGCGAACACUAUAGUCCGAGACGGCCACGGCUGGAUGAAAGAACAGUUCUGGACUCUGACCGAAGGCGCAAAGGACUCUAUUUCAACUCUUCCGAAGACAGAAGAUUCCGAGCGUGAGCUGCCUCUUUUGUACACCGUCCCUCGUCCAGCCUUGCUGCAUGCGUACAUUCGCGCCUUGGGUAUGUUGCGCGACCACGAUGGUCUCCAAGAGCUGGUCGAAUGGAUGUGUAGACAUCGGGAUGAGCUUGCCAACCGCUGUGCUAUGGACCGCAGAGGUCGUGUCUUGAUGCGCAGAGCCCUGAUUGCUCUUCGUGUGUUCGUCGAGGAUCGAUGGGACCCUUCGAAGCCCGAGCUUGACAACCCUCCUGCAUCACCCGAACAGAUUGAGGAGAUCAAGACGCUUGUUGAGAGUGUGAAACAAUGGGGUGGCUGGCCUUCGGAUGAGGAAGUCGAGAUGUAUGUCGAGUAUGGUCGCGGAGGUGCUUUAUAA
Molecule: messenger RNA, 2712 nt
Organism: Aureobasidium uvarum
Lineage: Eukaryota; Fungi; Ascomycota; Dothideomycetes; Dothideales; Saccotheciaceae
Source: the annotation of a GenBank genome assembly